AUGUUCUUUGGAAAAGCAAAUUCAGUGGUAUACAGUGGGGAAUUUCAAAAAAGAGGGCUACCACAUGCUCAUAUUGUAUUGUUUCUUCAUCGAGAUAAUAAAAUUCUCAAUCCUAAAGAUAUAGAUGGAAUUAUAUCUGCUGAGAUACCUGAUAUAAAUCAAAAUCCAACUUUGUAUAAAAUAGUUACAAAUUUGAUGAUGCAUGGACCAUUUGGAGUUUCAAACAUGAAAUCACCUUGUAUGAGAGAUCAAGCGUGUAUGAAACAUUUUCCCAAGAAAUUUAAUGAAUUUACUUCAAUUGAUGAUGAUAGAUAUCUUGUGUAUAGAAGAAGGGAUAAUGGUGCACAAGUUGAAAAGAGUAGGGUUUUAUUGGAUAAUCGGUUUGUUGUUCCUUAUUAUAACCUUAAAAUUCUUUUAAAAUAUCGUGCACAUAUUAAUGUUGAAUGGUGCAAUCAGUCUCGCGCAGUUAAAUAUCUAUUUAAGUACAUCAACAAAGGGAAUGAUAGAGUAACUGCUGGUUUAGUUAGAAAACAAAAAGAUAGUGAUGAUGUCAUAGUUAUUGAUGAGAUACAAGAAUACUAUGAUUGCAGCGUGCUUCGAGAUUUGGCAGAGUUCGAGACCGCAUUGCGACACUUUUGUGAGCUCACGGGCCCAUUCCGACAUGCUUUGAGUCCCGUUGGGUUUCGUUUGUACUUUUGCCGCGUUCUCAUGAAGAAAAGUAAGUACAAGAUGAUAGGCCGUGAUUUCAAGCAAGAAAUUGUAGUGAACAGACCUUCAGUUGAUCGAUCUAUGUAUGGAAUCGAUGGGAUCAUGAAUGGACACCACGUAAGAAAGAGUUUUCAAUUGGCAGAUUGUCCCACAUGCUUUGAGGAUAUAGGAACUAUAAAUGGAGUUGUUUAUUAUUCAUUCAAAGAUCCAUGUUAUGCAAUGGGCAUAUUAGAUGACGAUAAAGAAUAUGUUGAUGCAAUUCUACAGAGGCAAUUUAGAGAUAGUUGCAAUAAGCUCAUAGCUGAUGAGCUUAGAUUUGAUAGAGAAGCUAUGAGUGUUGAACAUAAAAAAUUGUUAAAAUGUUUAAUAGAUGAGCAACGUGGCAUUUAUGAUGAGAUUAUGAGAGCUAUCUCCAUUGGUAAGGGGGGCGUGUAUUUUCUUUAUGGACAUGGAGGUACAAGAAAAACAUACAUGUGGAGGAAAUUAUGUGCAUCCAUACGUUUCAAACGUGACAUUGUGCUUCCUGUUGCUUCAAGUGACAACGCAUCACUUCUCUUCCCGAUGGGAAGCACUGCUCACUCUAGGUUUGAGAUACCAUUGAAUGUAACUCAAGAUUCUAUGUGUAGAGGUGUUCAACCCGUAGCGAUUUAA
This is a messenger RNA of Amaranthus tricolor (Joseph's coat), 1359 nucleotides long. RefSeq lists its product as uncharacterized. Bases 1 to 1359 code for a protein of 452 amino acids. The transcript is spliced from 6 exons. Gene Ontology annotation, molecular function: DNA helicase activity. Gene Ontology annotation, biological process: telomere maintenance; DNA repair. Lineage: Eukaryota; Viridiplantae; Streptophyta; Magnoliopsida; Caryophyllales; Amaranthaceae. The record is from RefSeq and is a predicted model, not a curated record.